Mauremys mutica (yellowpond turtle) is the source of this 2307-nucleotide messenger RNA. Its product is annotated as zinc finger protein 697-like. Bases 715 to 1650 code for a protein of 311 amino acids. The record is from RefSeq and is a predicted model, not a curated record. Gene Ontology annotation, biological process: regulation of transcription by RNA polymerase II. Gene Ontology annotation, molecular function: DNA-binding transcription factor activity, RNA polymerase II-specific; RNA polymerase II cis-regulatory region sequence-specific DNA binding. The transcript is spliced from 3 exons. Lineage: Eukaryota; Metazoa; Chordata; Testudines; Geoemydidae.
UUUUCGAAUCUGGCUCUUUGGUCUUGAUAUAACGGGGAAAAAAACCUUUCUUAUUGGGCUUAAUUCUACUAGUCAUAGAUUUUCAUUGAUACCAGUAGCUUCCCUUCUCAGCUGUCAGUAAAUAGAUUAGAUGGGGAGUCCAGGUCAUAUAUAGCAAGUACUGGAACUCUUCUUGCCUGGGUGGAUUUUGUAGACAGGCUCCUGAAUUGCUAAGGUUGUAAUUUUACUAAAUUCUGGUUGGGUACACUGUAAAGCCACAUUUGGAUUGAACUGACCCUAGGUGGUAAACUAGCUGAAACCCAACUGCAAAUAGUAAUAUUUAGUGGGGGCAUUAAUUUGGGGAAGACAACAAUUUUUAUCUUCUUCCCCACCUGCCCUGGAAUUUUUAACUGAUAUUCAAAAAAUGACCGUGCAGCUUUCAACUGCAAAUGUAGCCCCAAAGACAUAACUUGCUCUCCUGCUCCUCUCUUUCCCUUUCCUAGCUUCCCUGCUGAGAGGGACCUUUCUUGGGGGUAAAGGGAGGAAAGAGGGAGAGAGACUGAUCCUUUCCCAGGAGCUUGGUUGCUAUCUUGGCAGCACUUUCGGGCCUCAAGCAAUUUUAAACUUGCUUUCUACUGUCAAAGCUAAGAAAUACUUGAUGGUGAUGUAACCAGGUAUGAUACUGACCCUUUUAAUGGCCAUGAGCAGGGUCCCUAAGCCUGCCAUCAUCUCUGGAUGGAACGAGAGGAAGAGCUGUGUGCUCCAGUUCUCCAGGACUCUGAGGAAAGGGAGAUCCUCUUUGGGGCCUCCACAGGAGACAGUGAGAGUGUGAAUGAGCAUGAGGAGAAGAACUCCCAGGAAGAUGGUCCUGAGAAUGUGGAACAGUGUGGGACGAUAUCAGAGGGGUUUGAAGAGAAUGUCUUCCAGAGCCCUGAUGAGGAGGAGGCCUAUGAGGGCCAGUACAUGUCAGAAACGCAGCAGGGAGACCUUCCUGGUAAGAUACUGGGUAACUCCGUUCAUCCAGAAAGAGAUUUGGAGGCUCUCCAAGGUAUCAUCAUCCACCAGAGAAUUCCUAUAGGGGAGAGACCCUAUGUAUAUACUGAAUGUGGGGAGGGCUUCAGUCAGAGCUUGAACCUUACACAGCAUGAGAUAACACAGACGGGAGAGAAACCUCAUAAAUGUACUGAAUGUAACAAAAGUUUCAGUUGGCGCUCAGACCUAAUUAAACACCAGAGAACCCACACAGGCGAGAAACCCUACAUAUGUAGUGAAUGUGGGGAAAACUUUAGUGUGAGCUCUCACCUUUUCACUCACAAGAGAACCCACACAGGAGAGAGACCCUUCCACUGUAACGAAUGUGGGAAAAGCUUCAGCCGGAACUCUCACCUUAUUAACCACCAAAGAAUCCACACCGGAGAGAAGCCCUUUGAAUGUGCUCAGUGUGGGAAGAGCUUCAGUGAUUUCUCAACACUUACCCAGCACCAGAGAACCCACACGGGUGAAAAACCCUACGUAUGUGUUGAAUGCGGGAAAAGCUUCAUCCAGAGCUCACACCUCGUCAGGCACCGGAGAAUCCACACAGGAGAGAAACCCUAUAAAUGUGCUGAGUGUGGGAAAAGCUUUCGAUACAAGAGUCACCUUUCCCAACACCAUAAACUCCACAUGGAGUAGAAAGCACAGCCAUGAGAGCCCCUGUCCUGCUCACAGAAACUGAUGCAUAAAUUAUUAUAUGGUGUGAUGACAUCGAGAAGGAACUACAAAGGGAGGGAGCACAUUCUUAAUGCAAGUAGAUUGUUCUAGGAUGGAUGGGGGGCGCUGAGUGUUGGGAAUGAGUUUGAUGUUGAUAGGAAUCAAUCAUUUGCGGAUCGGGGGAACAAGAUGAGAGAGGCAGCGGGGGGAGUUGAUCAUUUGGGAUUCAGAGGGCUGGGAGGUGGGAGGAAUUAGGGUGCUGAGGGAAUUUGGUGCUAAGGAACAUUGUUUGGAGUACAGCAAAAUAGAGGGACAAGAGGGGAAAUAUAUAUUUCAUUGUCUUAUUAAGAAGUCAAAAACAAUAAAUUGGGCGCCAAGACAGAUACCUGGCUCAUAAGAUGUUAGAGCCAAUGUCCUGGGAAAUGCCUCACUUACUGAACUGAGGAAGACAAAGUGCCCUUUGUUCUCUCUGGCAUUGUCUCCAGCAAUGGUUUCCUCAUUUUAGAUUAUAUUUAUUUGUAGCUGCUAUUUUAGGAGCUCAGUUAAAUCUGGGCAAAAAUGUCCCAGUUUUCUGGUACAUGUUAUAAUAUCUAGUUUUCUGUUGCGUUGUGUCUCCCCCUCCUGAAAUAAAACUUUAAA